UAAAGCUUCACAAUUGCCUAGUAACUACUGUCUCCCUCUGUUGAUCUACAACUGUCUCCCCCUUACAGUUAACUGUCCAACUGACAGGAACCUCCAGCCAAUCCGACUUCAGUUUACCUUGUUCUAAGCCCCACCUACUGAAUCUUAAAUCAGCCUAUCUGCUAGAAGCUGCCACCUAGCAACCACUGCUAAACACAUUUGUAACAUUAUAACAAUUUAAGGCCUAAUGGCCUUCACAGAAUGUACCGUAUCUUUAAAACAACGUACUGUAUGUGUAACUCUCUCCACAUGUCAAGUGAUGUUCCUGUUUUAAAUCACCCCUGCAAAAAUAAAGUUCCUAAUUUGGUCUUGACACAAGCAAUAAAAUUGUAAAGAGGACUGGAGAGCAGGGGUGGCAGAAUUUUCCUGUGAUACUUAGAAAUAAUUUUAAAACGCAAUCAGGAUAGACUCCUAACCUGACUUGCCUCAGAGGAUGCAGCAAUGAUUUCAGUGGGUCUUAUUCCUGAGUAGGAAUGAUUACAAAUGAGCACAAGACCUCCAGCCUGAUUGCUGAAAGUGAUGUUUUGCCAGCUUUCGCCAGACUUCUGCAGAGCAACCCUCUUUGUGCAGUAAAGGCAGCUGAGGUGCUGGCAGAGAUAGCUAAAAAUGAGGAGAUGAAGACCCACUGUAUAGAUGCUGGCUUGGUGCCAGUCCUGAUCCCAUUAUUGGACAGCACAGACCAAGAGAUGUUGCUUCAUGUUGGCAGGGCCAUUGGUCGUAUCUGCUAUGAUAACAAUGACCUUCAGGAGCAGCUGGUGGGGGCAGAGGUGAUCAUGUCACUGGUCAGGAUAAUGUCAGACUAUCCCGAUAAUGAACCUCUUGUCCGUGUCAACCUGCUGGCCUUAUCCAACCUUGCAGAUAUAGACACUGCUAAACAGGCCCUUAGCAAGACCAGAGUUGCAGAACAUUUGGUACAUCAGCUACGGGCAGCAAACCACCAUGAGAAGGUAGAAAUCAUCCUUGAGGUUCUUCACACACUAGCAGAGAAUGAUGCCCUAAAAUCUCAGUUGGUUGAAGCUGGUAUUCAGGAAGCCAUAGUUGAGAUCCUGCAGAGGCUGCAAGACAGUUCCAAGCCAGAAGAUGUGUGCAGCUUGAAGGCUGCGUCGGAUCUGAUUGUGUCAUUGCUGCUUGGAGAUGAAUCCAUGCAGCAGCUGUUUGCAGAAGGGAAUGGUGUUAUCUACCAGAGUGUUGGAACAUGGCUUGCAUCCAAGCACACCCAGUUACAGCUGACGGGGGCUCUGGCCAUUGCUAACUUUGCCAGGAAUGACAGCAACUGUGUGCGGAUGGUGCAGCUGGGAAUCGUACAUCAACUUCUGGACCUUUUGGAGCAACAUGUGGAAAGUGGAGAUGUCUCUGUUCAACAUGCUGCCCUGAGUGCUCUCCGAAACCUUGCUAUACCAGUGGCUAACAAAGUCCAGAUGUUGGAUGAAGGGGUUGGCCAACGCAUCCAGAUGCUUUUGAGGUCGGAGAUGCCUCCUGUUCAGUUUAAGCUUCUUGGGACACUACGAAUGUUGAUGGAUGGUCAAGCUGAUGCAGCAGAGGAACUGGGCCAGGAUCGGGUGCUGCUCAACAGACUGGUGCAAUGGUGCGAUUCAAAUGACCACGCUGGAGUCUGCGGAGAAGCAAACCGACUGCUUGCAUCACUUUUGCGUCACAGUUGUUCUCAGGAAGUUGUCAAAGCCAUUCAAGAGGCCCAGGCAAUGAAGCACCUGGUUUCUAUGGCAACCAGUGAACAUGCCAUAAUGCAGAAUGAAGCACUGAUUGCCUUGGCGAUAGCUUCUGCAGUCAAUUUAGAAAUGAUCAAAGACACAUUUAAAGAGGCCAAGCUUGUUCAGAACAUACAUAAACUUCUCCAAGAUGAAAGCACAGGCCCAGAGGUGAAAUAUAAUUCAAUUGGUCUGUUGUGUAGCCUCCUGAAUUCAGGUGACCUUCGGAAAGAGGCUGAAGAGGACAAGAUGAAAGAAACCCUUGAGAAGCUCUGUGGCCACAUCAAUGGUAAUGUAGCCAAACAGGCGCUAAUGGCUGUUCAGAUACUGAAUGAGGAGCACCGCCUCUUUGAGCCAUAAAUGAGGCUAUCUACUUAGUGCACAAAACAUGCUACUGCAGUUUAGUACUGCCUUGGCUAACAAGCAGUACAUCAGGUUUGAUCUGUUGUGUCCAAGCAUCCAAGCAAAAUAUUGCUAGAGCUGGUGUGUUGUUUUUAAAAAAAUUAUAUUGAAGGGCUUUGGGUGAUGGGGUUUUUCGAAUAGGAUGUUAAGGCAAAUGAUAUUCACACAAGCCUCUUUCCAAGUCCACAACAUCAUCACCCCAAAACACUAAAUCCUGAUUAAAUCCUAUUCUCCCUUGCAUUCCAGCAGAAAUUACUCCAUUAAACUCACUUGUUUAACUGUGGAAUGGUUAUCACAGAUUGCCCUCUCAUCAUGUGCGAAUACAAUAUCCAUCCAUCAUGGGGGAAGCACAUGUACAGACCCCUGGCAAAAACUACAGAACUUCAGAAUAUAUUAAUGGAGGAAUUGCAUCUUUGAGCAUUUGGAAGUUUGGUUCCUG
Molecule: messenger RNA, 2586 nt
Organism: Podarcis raffonei (Aeolian wall lizard)
Lineage: Eukaryota; Metazoa; Chordata; Lepidosauria; Squamata; Lacertidae
Product: rap1 GTPase-GDP dissociation stimulator 1-like
Exons: 13
Coding region: 513-2105 (530 amino acids)
Biological process (GO): positive regulation of GTPase activity
Cellular component (GO): cytosol
Molecular function (GO): guanyl-nucleotide exchange factor activity; protein binding
Source: RefSeq, a predicted model, not a curated record